CAACCUUCCAUCGAGCGCGUCUUCAACCUUCCAUUGGCAGCGGCCUCUUCCAUAGAGCAGCGUCUUCAACCUUCCAUCGAGCGGGUCAUCUUCCAUUGGCAGCGUCUUCAGCCUUCCAUCGAGCAAUUUUCCAAGAUAGAAGGUAUGAAUACAAAGGUCUUAAUAAGGUCUGGAAGGGGAAAUUAGCAGAGGCAAAGGCUAGUGGGGAUUUUAUAAGGAUUCAUGAAGCACGUGUAUGGGUGAUACAGUUCCUUGAUCAAUCUUUUACAGUUCUUAUGUUGAUUGUUUUAUCUUAUUAAAUGUCCAGCAGGUGCAUUACACUCUCUAGUCCGUACGUAAUUGUACACAUUUCCUUUAUGUGUGUCAUUGCACUUAUUUUGAUGUCAUGUAUUGGUUUUACAUUCGGGUUUUUCAUGUCAAUUUGCUGAUGUGCAUGUAAUGUUGCCAUGAUAUGACUGUAUGGCAUGCCAUCUUCUUUCUCGGGAUUGUUGCUAAGGUAAGUUUUAAGAGCGAGAAAUGUUGAACAAUAUUCUCAUGAAUAGGAUUGAGUGUUUUUUCAGUGGUUCACACAGAUGGCAAUGUGGCAUAGGUAUGUGGUCCAGGUCAUUCAUCAGGUAAUGCCCUUCAAAAUGUUUGCUUGGAAUUUCAUGUUAUACCAGUAAUGGGUACAUUUGUCUCAUUAACUUCUCUAACAGUUGUGCAUGUUAGUUUGGACUGAUUAGCAUUUUCAUAUUACAGAAUUGCUUCGUGCCCUCUGCUUUUUAUGGACGCCAGUGGCUUGUCUUCUUUGGUUUGGCUUAUCUGGAGCUAGGAGUGGUAGUUUUGACCACUAUACAUAAAGCAGUUGUUCCAUUGCAGCAUCCAAGUGCAAUGUCCAAGCUAUUCAUUAGGUGGUUUUGACCAUGUCAUGAAAGUAAAUCUGGUUCAUUCAGCAGGUGGGCUAUAAUCUUAGAAGCAGUUGGAUGGGUAAAGACACUUCAACCAAGUUUGUUCAGCCGUAUUUUUGUUUCAUAAACUGUGGCCCACCUGAUGAGUGGACCAACCUGAUUCUUGGGGAAUAGCAUCUAGGUAGAGGCUCCACUCUAAUGAAUAAAUUGGAUCUCAUAGAAGAUUUGCCAUGCUGGCAGAUGUCUGCCAUGUACAUGAGCUGCCUUGUACAUGCCUGUGCUGACCAAAACCCAUAGUACCGAAAGGCAAGAAAGAAAAAAGAUAAGGAUCUUUAGCUUGCUUGCAUUUGUCCUUGCUUUGGCAGCGUUUGUUCUUGGGCUAUUGAAAGGUGACGAGGGCUAUAGUCGCAGUUAUUUCAUUUGUUUGAUCAUGCGCUAUUCUUUCAUGUGAAAGUUCACUUUCCAGCUGAAAAUUACUACUCAGCCCAUGAAGCUAAACACUUUUUUGUUUUGUUUUUUUGUUUUUGGUGUGUGCAGAUAAGCCCUUUGUUGGUGCAUCUGUUACUUCUCAUUCCUUUGACUGUGCUUCUUUCACCUCCCAUUGUCAUCUAUUCUCCAAGAGUUCUACUGGUGUAUUGUUAUGAUGCUCAUGCUGAUUGUGCCAAAAAUGUUAGGUCAAGUGGUGUACAUGGGACUAACAACUACAUCCUUACUGAAUUCUGAGAAGUUUCCUGUCAUAGUCCCGAAUUCAUUAUUUUCCAGUCAGGGCAUUGACCAACUAUGACAAAAUUUAGGCCCACAAGUAUAGAAGCCUUUUCUACAGUCAUCAAAUCAGUUUCAGAUUUUGACACCACAGCAGCAGCAGCAGCUCCUGGCACAGGCUCAGGCGCAGGGAAGUAUUGGGAGCUCACCUAAUUAUGGAGAUUUGGAUCCUUGAAGAUUUAGGCUUUUACCUAGGGGUAGCUUGAAUGGGAAAGAUGGUCAGCCCACGGGAAAUGAUGGUUCUGUAGGCUCCCCAAUUCAAUCAAGUUCACCAAAGGUCAGAUUAGGUCCACAGGAUCAAGCAGAAUUUCUCGUGAAGAUCAGGGUGGGAACCCAUGGGAGUGGUGUCAAUGUGAACCUCUGCCAUAGCUGGUUCCAAGAGCCUAGGUGAAAGAGGAAGGUGGAUGUCUGGUGGGGAGCUGAUGAUGAAGAUCUCCCAGAUGAAUCAGUCCUCCGCUCAGCAACAACAGGACCAGCUACAGCAGCAGCAACAAUUACAACAGGUUGUGGACUUAUAUCCUAAAAAAUUUUCAACGGAGAGGGAUGGCACCACGCAACUUCCUGUAUCUCUUUCUGGGCGAAGUGACGAAAAGCCGCAAAGGUCUCUGCUUCCUGCUUUUGAAUCUGCAGAAAUGCGCACCUUAGCAGAGAGUUUAAGUAGGAAUAUUAUUCAUGGGAAUCCAGAUGUGAAGUGGGAAAGCAUCAAGGGGUUAGAGAAUGCAAAGCGCCUUCUCAAGGAAGCAGUUGUGAUGUCAAUAAAGUAUCCCAAUGCUACACAUUGCGUAAUUCCAUGAAAGAGAAACUGAAGCUGAAAAGUCUCAUUGUUAGAUGGAUAUUAGAGUACUGAGCUUGAUCAGAAGUUAGAUGGAGAUUAGAGUUUUGAGCUUGAUCAAACAAAGUUGGGAGAUUGAUUCAGUUCAUCAGAUUAUUCCAUUUGGGCUGCAUUAGGAGUUUUGGCCAUGUUUGGUUGUAGCACUGAUAUUUGGUGGAAAGUCCAA
Messenger RNA from Magnolia sinica, 2647 nucleotides. RefSeq lists its product as uncharacterized. The transcript is spliced from 12 exons. Lineage: Eukaryota; Viridiplantae; Streptophyta; Magnoliopsida; Magnoliales; Magnoliaceae. The coding region runs from base 2054 to 2443 and encodes 129 amino acids. The record is from RefSeq and is a predicted model, not a curated record. Gene Ontology annotation, molecular function: ATP hydrolysis activity.